GUGUUUCACCACCGAGCAGUUCACUCUGCCUUCUUCUCUUCUCAUCCUCAGCAUCAUAGAUCCAAAAGGACCAUGUCUCGCCAAACAACUUUUAAAAAAACCUUCAGCACUGCUUCUGAAGUUCCAUCAAGGCCAAACCAAAGUGGCUUUAGCUCAGUCUCUGUCUCUCGUAGUGGUGGUGGUGGCCGGGUAAGCUCUGGUGGCUUUGGCAGCAGAAGUCUUUGUGGCUUAGGAGUAAACAAAAGAAUUUCAUUUGGCUCUCAGUCCCGCCAUGGAUAUGGGUCUGGGUUUGGAGCUGGUAGUGGAGCAGGCUUUGGUAUAAGUUAUGGAUAUGGUGCUGGGCAAGGAUAUGGUGCUGGGCAAGGAUAUGGUGUUGGGCAAGGAUUCGGUGCUGGGCAAGGAUUUGGUGCUGGGCAAGGAUUUGGAGGUGGACCAGGAUUUCCAGUGUGCCCACCUGGAGGAAUCCGAGAAGUCACAAUAAAUCAAGGCCUUUUAACUCCUCUCAAUUUGCAAAUUGACCCAAGUAUUCAAAGAGUGCGCACAGAAGAAAAAGAACAGAUGAAGACUCUCAACAACAAAUUUGCAUCCUUCAUCGACAAGGUACGUUUCCUAGAGCAACAGAACAAGGUUUUGGAGACUAAAUGGAACCUCCUGCAAGAACAGGGAGUCAAAACAGUUAGAAGUAACAUUGAGCCCAUGUUUGAAGCCUACUGUAAUCAACUCCGGAGACAGUUAGAAUCUAUAAUAGCUGAGAAGUCUCGUUUGGAAGCAGAGUUAAGAAGCAAUCAAGAUGCUGUAGAGGAUUCCAAGGCAAAAUAUGAAGAUGAAAUUAACAAGAGAACAGCAGCAGAGAACGAAUUUGUGGUGCUUAAAAAGGAUGUGGAUGCUGCCUACAUGAACAAAGUAGAGCUGGAAACUAGGGUGAUUUCUCUGAAUGAUGAGAUCAACUUCUUGAGGGCCCUGUAUGAAGCGGAAAUUGCCCAGAUGCAGGCACAAAUCUCAGACACAUCCGUGGUUUUAUCUAUGGACAAUAACAGAUCUUUGGACCUUGAUACCAUCAUCACAGAGGUCAAGGCUCAGUAUGAAGACAUUGCCAACAGAAGCCGACAGGAAGCCGAGUCUUGGUACCAAACUAAGUAUGAAGAGCUCCAAAUGUCUGCUGGAAGACAUGGUGAUGAUCUGAGAAGCACAAAAACUGAAAUUGCAGAGCUAAACCGUAUGAUUAACAGACUGCGUUCUGAGAUUGACAACGUGAAGAAACAAUGUGCCAAGCUGCAGACUGCUAUUGCUGAUGCAGAGCAGAGAGGAGAGCUUGCAGUGACAGAUGCCAAGAAGAAGCUUGCCGAGCUGGAGGCUGCUCUACAGAAGGCCAAGCAGGACAUGGCUCUCCAACUGCGUGAAUACCAGGAGCUGAUGAAUGCCAAACUGUCUCUAGAUAUGGAGAUUGCCACUUACAGGAAACUGCUGGAAGGAGAGGAGUGCAGGUUGACUGGAGAAGGUGUAGGACCUGUAAAUAUCUCUGUUGUAAGUUCAUCCUAUGGAGGUAGCAGUGGAGUUGGUCAAGGCUAUGGCAUUGGAGGUGGAGUUGGUCAAGGCUAUGGCAUUGGAGGUGGAAUUGGUCAAGGCUAUGGCAUUGGAGGUGGAGUUGGUCAAGGCUAUGGCAUCGGAGGUGGAUUUGGCUCAGGCAGUGGAAGCGGAUAUGGUGGAGGUAUCGGUGGAGGAAGUUUCACUUCCAGCAGUGGAAAAAUGGGAAAUUUUGGCUCCGGAGGUGGCAGCGGCUCAAGUGUAAAAAUUGUUUCAAAAACCUCCACAAGUUCCCGGAGGUAUUAAUACUGCCUCCCAAUUACUAAAUUGUCCUAUGGCCAUAAAAAUUUUUGAAUCCAUUGUACAUUAUUAGAGUGUUUUAACCAGUAGGGUUUAAAUAUCUUGGCUCAGUUUUUGUCCCAAGUAUGACUUUAUGAUCCUCACUUGGUCUAUUUUAGUUCUGUACAGCAUCAAAACCCAAAAUUUAGGCUACUGUUCAUCCACAACCUUUAUGAGCCAUACUGUACUUCAUUUGGAAACAAAAUCAGCAGAAAAAAAUGGCCAUUCAUGUUCACUUCUCAGUUACUUUUUGUCC
Molecule: messenger RNA, 2119 nt
Organism: Bufo bufo (common toad)
Lineage: Eukaryota; Metazoa; Chordata; Amphibia; Anura; Bufonidae
Product: keratin, type II cytoskeletal 5-like
Exons: 9
Coding region: 73-1830 (585 amino acids)
Biological process (GO): keratinization; intermediate filament organization
Cellular component (GO): keratin filament
Molecular function (GO): structural constituent of skin epidermis
Source: RefSeq, a predicted model, not a curated record